Molecule: messenger RNA, 2477 nt
Organism: Cricetulus griseus (Chinese hamster)
Lineage: Eukaryota; Metazoa; Chordata; Mammalia; Rodentia; Cricetidae
Source: RefSeq, a predicted model, not a curated record
CCACCUGCUGCCUCAUGCAAAUAGACCCAUGGGCCCCAUCACCACCACCACAGCUGCUCCUUGGGCCUCCAAUGCUAAGCCCUGUCAUCUCUCCCUGAGUAUGGGUGAGAGGGCAGCUUGAUCCCUCUGGCUCCUACCUUCACAGUCCAGUAAGACCCCAGGAGUCAUGUGGACAUGUGAGCAAGCGUGAAGCCAGACCCCCAGCCUAGGAGCAGGAUACAGGGCUCCAUUCUCUAUGUAGUCCUUUCUUUGCCCACAAGGCAGGAACACAUUGGCCCUGCUUCCCCCUGGAUCCCUGUUAACUCCCCCAACCAGGAUCAGGCCCAGGGGCAGCUGGUUGGGGCUUGUCGAGAAAAAGGAUUAUCCAGAUCAGCCCCUUCUAAUCUCAGCGUCUGCCUGUACCCUCUUCCCCCACAGGCCUCGAUGAGGGAACAUGGUUUGGGGUGUUGACAACAGGGUCAUCUAUCACCCGUCUGUCUGGGCUCCUGGCCUGUUUGCUGAACAGACCUGCACUGCCAAGAUCAUGAGCACAAGUUAGGGCUAGGGCUGGGGGCCACUGGUGCUGUGGCUGCCCUUGUCUCUUGUUCUGCGCCCCAAACCCAACCAGUAAUCCUCACAGCUUUUCUCUGAUCCGUGGGCCUGAUGCUCUUAUCUCUGCUGGCAGACUGACCAUGGAGGCACCCCUCUAUUCCCCCCUUCUUGUGGCUGGAUGGGGGGGGUUGCUGCUCUUCUCUGGCUCACAGACCUGCUCCCCAGCCUUCCAGGCUGACCCAAGUCUCUGGAAGCCACACACCUCCCUCCCUGGCCUCUCCCAUACCCCUGCCAGCUGAUUUCAUUUGCCUGACGUGGUUGUCUCUGGCCUUACCCUUCCCUGUCAGUUUCCCCCCUCCCAGUUGGGGCCAGGCCAGGCCAGCUCCUCUGGCAGCAGAGGGAGGCAGGUGACAGGCAGGCAUCGCAGCUGAGAGAGUCAAGAGGCGCCUGGGAAGCGGAAACCUGGGAGAAGUCCAGCUAGAGCCCAAGAGUCAGAACUACCCCUCGACCUGCACCAUGGGGGAGAUGGAGCAGCUGAGGCAGGAAGCGGAGCAGCUCAAGAAGCAGAUCGCUGAUGCCAGGAAAGCCUGUGCGGACAUCACCCUGGCUGAGCUUGUGUCUGGCCUAGAGGUGGUGGGACGAGUCCAGAUGCGGACACGGAGGACACUAAGGGGACACCUGGCCAAGAUCUAUGCCAUGCACUGGGCCACUGACUCUAAGCUGCUGGUAAGUGCCUCACAGGAUGGGAAGCUGAUCGUCUGGGACACUUACACCACCAACAAGGUGCAUGCCAUCCCACUGCGCUCCUCCUGGGUCAUGACCUGUGCCUAUGCACCCUCAGGGAACUUUGUGGCAUGUGGGGGGCUGGACAACAUGUGUUCCAUCUACAGUCUCAAAUCCCGUGAGGGCAACGUUAAGGUCAGCCGGGAACUCUCUGCUCACACAGGUUAUCUCUCCUGUUGUCGCUUCCUGGAUGACAACAACAUUGUGACCAGCUCUGGGGACACCACGUGUGCCUUGUGGGACAUUGAGACGGGGCAGCAGAAGACGGUGUUUGUGGGACACACUGGUGACUGCAUGAGCCUAGCCGUGUCUCCAGACUACAAACUCUUCAUUUCGGGGGCUUGUGAUGCCAGCGCAAAGCUCUGGGAUGUGAGGGAAGGGACCUGCCGCCAGACCUUCACUGGCCAUGAGUCAGACAUCAAUGCUAUUUGUUUCUUUCCUAAUGGAGAGGCCAUCUGCACUGGCUCAGAUGAUGCCUCCUGCCGCCUGUUUGACCUGAGGGCAGAUCAGGAACUGACUGCCUAUUCCCAUGAGAGCAUCAUCUGCGGCAUCACAUCGGUAGCCUUCUCACUCAGUGGUCGCCUGCUCUUCGCAGGCUACGAUGACUUCAACUGCAAUGUCUGGGACUCUAUGAAGUGCGAGCGUGUGGGCAUACUCUCUGGCCAUGACAACAGAGUCAGCUGCCUCGGGGUCACAGCUGAUGGCAUGGCUGUGGCCACUGGUUCCUGGGACAGCUUCCUCAAAAUCUGGAACUAAGGAGUCUAGAGGAAGAGAGGUAGAAAGCCAUGAAGAUUCUCAGCUGCUUCCUUCUAUGCCCCAUCUCCUUAGGGUCAGUCUUCUACUCCCCAGGGCCAUUCCCAGUAAACUCCCAUUUGAGAGCCAUAGGAUUAUGGGAGUGUGCCUUUGGAAGCAUCAGGGACACAAGGGCAAAGAACUGCCCCAUUUCCUCCCAUGGCCUCCCCUUUCCAUAGUCCAACGAGAACAGACCCUCUCAGCCCCUAAAGUCAUCUUGAGCUAACAGUAGCCUUUGUCCAGACCUGGAAUGGCCAGGGUGCUGGCUCAUGGUUAUGGAUGUCACUACUAGUCUCCUGGCCCCUUCAGACUUUCUCCUUUUCUAUCCCUGCCCCCUCUAUUAUUACCUAAUAAAAUGCAGCAUCCUGUGA